AUGGACGGGCACAGAGAGCUGAAGGAGUCCUCUGAUGACGGACUCGGUGGAGCUUCUCCGGCGGACAGCCUACGCCUCACCGCCAGUGUGCCGCCAGAGUGCCAGAUCCGGGCAGCACCCCAGCACGGGCAGAGCGCUCGCCAUGGUGACCGCGGCCACCGCCAGAUAGCGCCAGGCAUGACGCCGGAGGGCCCGGCAGAGGGCACCCCCACCGCCUUCUUCGGGAAGGUGUCCAAACGCAUCGGACGCCUGCUCCGUCGCCUGCCCAAGUCCAAGUCCUGGUCCGAGGGCCUGAGGCUCAUCCACAGCUCCAGCAGUGCCAGCUCUCUCACCCUCUCAGACUGCAGCUAUACAUGUCCUCUGGAUGACCAGGGUCUCACUCAACUGGACAUAUACCAGAGGGAUGGACAGACAGAGGAUAGCACACCCACAGGGACACCCCAGCUCCAGGAUCAGGGGCUCGAUGGCAUCAUCGAGGUAUACCUGAGGCUGCGGAGGGCCAAUGCGGUGCAGACAAAUGCCGGGCCUGCAGGGGGCAGCACAGAGCCCCCAACAGAAGUGGUGAAGCGUCUGCACGUCAGCAGCAACACCACGGUCAGCGAGGUCAUCCAGGGCCUGCUGGAGAAGUUCAUGGUGCCGGACAACCCGCGCAGGUUCUCUCUGUACUGCCAGAAACAGCGUGACGGGCAGGACGUCCUCCAGAAGCUGUCACCUUCAGAGCGGCCGCUGUGCCUGCAGGAGGAGGCGGGGCCGGACACCAAGCCAAUCACGUUCAUCCUGAAAGAGAACGAGAGCGCAGAGGUGGAGUGGCAGGCCUUCUCGAUUCCUGAGCUGCAGAACUUCCUGACGAUCCUGUCGAAGGAGGAAGAGGAGAGGGUAAGGCAGGUGGAGCUCAGGUACAAGCGCUACAGGGAAAAACUGCGUCAGGUGCUGCAGGAGGCACAGGGCAAACCAGGGUAGAGCUGCCCGAGGCCCACCCACAUCCACAAAACGGCCAAUGAAAAAUAAGCUCCACUCAGGACAGCCUCAGCUAACCCUGCCCCACUGUGUAGAUGGGGGUGGACAGGGGCCAGGACAUGGAAGAGGCGUGUCUUCCCAGACUGCAUUGAACAUCACACUAGAAUCUGUCUAACAGGGUCCCUAGUGAUAGGGUGGAUCAGACUUCUGUAAAACCUCUGGUCCAACCACUGCUGCUGCUGUAAGAGUCACCCAGCAUCAGAUUCUUUGAGUUCUGGAAUGGAAUCCAGCAUUUGCAUGCACACAUGGGCUUCAAGAUUUUAGAUUUUAGGUCUGGGAUCCAGGAGCGUAUACAGGAAUACAAAGGUGGAAUGGUCUUCUCGGAUUUUCUGCAUUCAGAAUAAAAUGCGGUUUGUGGAGCUGCAGGAACGCAAAAGAAAACCAGUCAAUGCAGUACCACUGCCUUCACAAUCACACUGCUGCCAAGCUGCUCAGGGGAGAAAAGAACUGGAUUG
Molecule: messenger RNA, 1472 nt
Organism: Megalops cyprinoides (Indo-Pacific tarpon)
Lineage: Eukaryota; Metazoa; Chordata; Actinopteri; Elopiformes; Megalopidae
Product: ras association domain-containing protein 5-like
Exons: 6
Coding region: 1-960 (319 amino acids)
Biological process (GO): signal transduction
Cellular component (GO): nucleus
Source: RefSeq, a predicted model, not a curated record